GCCAAUCGGAACAGUGUUUGGUCCUUACAAGGGAAAGAUUAUUAGAACAAGAAAAGAGGCUGAAAAAUCUGGCUAUGCUUGGAUGGUAUGGAAGGGAGAGAGAGUGGAUCAUUAUAUUGAAGGGUUCAAAAAGGAUAUUUCCAACUGGUUGAGAUUCGUGAAUUGUGCUGAUAAGGAAGAGAAACAAAAUUUGGUUGCAAUCCAGUACAAGAAACAAAUCUAUUACAAGACUUACAGGGAAGUGUUACCAUUUCAAGAGCUUCUGGUGUGGUAUGGGGGAAAAUAUGCCGCUGAUCUUGGAAUCUGCUUGAAAAGGGACAUUGAAGCUAAUCAAUUAAGAGUAAAAGGUGUGGCAUGCGAGUUCUGCAGUUCAUUGUUCACAUCCGUGGAUGCUAUGGAGAGACACAGGAGGAAACAUCCCCGUCAGGGACACGAUCAAAGGCAUCGAUGUCCCCACUGCAUAUACUCCACCAACCUGUCAUGUAAUCUCCGCCGUCAUCUCAUUACUCACACGGGUGAGAGGAGACACGGAUGUCCCCACUGCCACAAGACAUUCACUCAAGAGUGUAAUCUCAAGACACACCUGAGGAUCCACAGUGGAGAGAGACAUUUCUCUUGUGGAGUGUGUGGAAGAGACUUCACUCAAAAAGGAGACUUGGAGAGUCACGAGAGAAGUCACAGCGGCAUCAGACUUUACCGAUGUUCCACCUGCGGAAGAGAUUUCACCCAAUCUUCACAUCUUCACAAGCACAUAAGAAUCCACACUUUGCAAAGACCCUACAAGUGCUCCAACUGCCAAUACAGGGCCACCACAUCUUCUCAUCUUAAUUGCCACGUUAUUAGUAAACACACAAAACAGUUCCCCCAUAAGUGUCACCUCUGUGAAAGAGGUUUUCUUGCACCGAGUCUUCUUAAACAGCACAUAGACCGCAUACAUCCUCAAUACAA
Messenger RNA from Parasteatoda tepidariorum (common house spider), 948 nucleotides. RefSeq lists its product as uncharacterized. The record is from RefSeq and is a predicted model, not a curated record. Gene Ontology annotation, molecular function: protein binding. NCBI's taxonomy places the organism in Eukaryota, Metazoa, Arthropoda, Arachnida, Araneae, Theridiidae.